Trypanosoma cruzi is the source of this 321-nucleotide messenger RNA. RefSeq lists its product as uncharacterized. The coding region runs from base 1 to 321 and encodes 106 amino acids. The transcript has a single exon. Lineage: Eukaryota; Euglenozoa; Kinetoplastea; Trypanosomatida; Trypanosomatidae. The record is from RefSeq and is a predicted model, not a curated record.
AUGAUGACGAUGAGGACGCUGCAUGAGACACGUUUUGGCCGCUGUCGUUUCUUUUUUUUUUUUGUUAUGUUUAGUUUUUUAUUCCUCUUUUUUCUCUCUUUUUGUUUUCUUUCUCUCUUUCCCCACUUUCUCCCUCUCUGUUUGUUCCUGUGUGUAUGUUUGCACUGUAGGCGUCUGAUGUUUAUUUGGUUUGAUUUGAUUUUUUUUCCCCGCCCAUCCACCCCUUUUUUUUUUUUUUUUUUUGGCAGGGAUGACACCAUCCGUGUCGUCUUGUCACGACCAGCGAUGUGCUCGCAGCUGCUGUUGCCUCCUCCCUCUUAA